AUGCCAGGUUGGAGAUCCACCUUCUACAUAGCAGCAAUAGCAGUCGCAUUGUAUCUCCUUUACCCAGAAACUUUAUCAUAUAAAAGCCGAUUUGGCUCCACAAAAAAGUCUCCAGAACUUUUGGCAAAAGCCCACGAUGCAGCAUUGGACGGAAGUCCCAAACUAGCCUCAAACAGCUACCUUGAGGUGAGGUUUCCCAGGAUCAACAGAAACCAGAUUGGAAAAGAGAAUGCAACUUUGGUGAUGCUAGCAAGAAAUCUGGAUCUUGAAGGUGCACUCAAAUCCAUGCGUCUGUUGGAAGAUAGGUUCAACCGCCACUAUAGGUACCCGUGGGUGUUCAUGAACGAAGUUCCGUUCGACGACGACUUUAUAGAACACACGUCGUUGAUGGCAAGUGGGAAAACAUACUAUGAAUUGAUCCCCGAUGAGGACUGGGAACCACCAGCAUUUAUUGACGAAAAUAAAUUGCAGCAUAAUUUGAGAACGGCAGAGGCCAAUGGCGUAAUAUAUGGUGGCUUGCGGUCGUACAGAAACAUGUGUCAUUUCAACUCGGGCCAUUUUUACAAACAAAAAAAAUUGCUUGAAUUUGAAUGGUACUUUCGGGUCGAGCCCGAUGUCGAGUAUAUGUGUGAUUUCCAGUAUGACCCAUUCACACUUUUGCGCAAGAACGGCAAGAAAUACGGCUUUGUCAUAGCCAUCCAGGAAUAUGAAGACACUAUACCAACUUUGUGGGAAACAGUUGAAGAAUUUAUGGAAAAGUAUCCACAGUAUCUCCAUCCCAAUAACGCCCUAAACUUCAUAACUUCGCACGAAACGUCGCUAAAUCUCGGCAUUCCGCUCGUGGGACAAAACAAAUACAACCUAUGCCAUUUUUGGUCCAACUUUGAAAUCGGAAACUUGGACUUCUUUCGAGGUGAAGCCUACGAAGCCUACUUUAACCAUUUGGAUCAAGCCGGUGGGUUUUAUUACGAAAGAUGGGGAGACGCUCCAGUUCACACAAUUGGCCUCUCGUUGCUUCUCGACAAAAACGAAAUUCACCACUUUGACGAUAUCGGCUACUACCAUCCUCCGUAUAUGGCUUGUCCUGCAUCUCUCGACGUUCGGGCUUCGAAACGGUGUAUCUGCCAGGCAAGAGAUCUUGAGGACAAAAUGAGCCGUAUGUCUAUUGAUGUCGAUUACUAUAGUUGUCUCAGUAGAUGGUGGCGGUACGGGUCGGGAAAAAGGUUUUUGAACGAAAUCGACUAUACGGCUGCAAAUUGA
Molecule: messenger RNA, 1260 nt
Organism: Meyerozyma guilliermondii ATCC 6260
Lineage: Eukaryota; Fungi; Ascomycota; Pichiomycetes; Serinales; Debaryomycetaceae
Gene: KTR2
Product: mannosyltransferase
Exons: 1
Coding region: 1-1260 (419 amino acids)
Biological process (GO): cell wall mannoprotein biosynthetic process; protein N-linked glycosylation
Cellular component (GO): membrane; Golgi apparatus
Molecular function (GO): alpha-1,2-mannosyltransferase activity
Source: RefSeq, a predicted model, not a curated record